AUGGGCACCUUGUACGUGCCGUUGAUCAUUCGACUGGAAAUCGCUGAAAACGCGCCGAUCGUCUCGUUCCACGAGUAUUCCUUAACAGGUGGGUUCUUGAAAACGUUAUGUAAUUUAUUGAAGUUUUUUGGACAGUUUCAAGCUUUUCCCUUCUUCAAAAAUUUUUAAAAAAAAUUUCCCGAGAAAUUCAAAACUUUCUCCGGCUCUCCAAAAUUUAGUGAUCUUCUCUACUCUGACGGUUAUUUUGAACCUGGCAGAAUUAAUUUGAACACGGCAUUUUAGCUUUUUUAUCAGCUUGAAAUCAUCAAAAUUUAGUUUAAUCAUCGAUUUUAACUGAAUUUCUGAACUGAGUAACCUUUUUUUCUGAAAAAUUCAGCAAGGUUAGAAAAAAAGUCCAUUUUUUUCAUCAAGUCAUAUUUUUUUAAAUUAAAAAAAUUUAAAAACGAAAAAAAGUUUGAGAAUAUUUUUCCGUGUUGAUUCCUCAGCAGGUAGGGUUUCGGAAACUUGAUCGAAUUUAUCAAAGAUUUUUGAACAGUUCUGAUUCUUAUGUUUAUGCCGUGUUCAAAGUGAUUCCGCGAAAUUCAAAAUAGCUGUCAGAGAAAGAGAAAGAUAACUAAAUUUUGGAGGGUCAGAGACCAUUUUGCAUUUCGCGGAAAUUACUUUGAACACGGCAUUAGCUCCCACGGUGUUCCGCGCAAUGAAAAAAAAAAUGCGAAAUUUUGGGUCCCAGCGGCAUAUUAUCCGUGGCGCAUUAUUGCGCCCUUCUCAUGGUUUCUGAUGCAAAAAUUGAAUUUCUUCACUUUUUUUCAUUGGUUUUUUACUUUUUUCUAUUUCUUGCAUUUAUGUGAUCCGCCUCUCUAUGGGUACAUCUUGUGGAGCUUUAAAUUGCGCACUUUUUCUAAACCGGUUUCAGAUCUUUAACUUUUUUUCUCAAAAGAGUUGAAGAUUUUUUUCUAAAAAGUCCUAAUUUUUUUCAAAAAUUUUUGAAAUCUGUUUCGCGACAUGAAAAGAGUCUUUUGAUAUAUGAAUCAUCUAGAUUAUAUAUUUUUUUCUAGCUUUUUUUGAUUGUUUUUUUCGGAUUUAAACAAAAAAAUUUCGCCAUACGAGGUUUUUUUCUAAAAUUUCUGCUUUCUAUCCAUUAUUUGUUUUUUUCUGAAGCUAGGUUUUCGAGGUAUAUAAAAUGUUUUCAUUUGCUCCUCGAAUUUUUCCUCAUUUCAAUAUUUUUUUCGUAUUUAUAAAUGCUUAUUCAAUGGGAGCUGAUUCAUUUUCAUAAUAUUUUUUGUUUUUAUUUUGUAGUCAGUAAUUUAGAAUUUUUCCCUUUCAAAAUCGUUCCUAAAUGUUUUUUUAACGUAAGUGAAUUUUUUUUUUUCACAUCAUAUUCUUCAAACUGACAACUUUCGAACAUUUCAGGAGCUAUUGUCCUGAAAUCGCAAAUUCUAAAAUUGAAAAAAAACAUUUUGAGUAUGCGAUAGUGCGUCUCGGUGUGCUUACACCCUAAGCAUCAAAAAAAUUUUUCCAAGCAUUUUGGGACAUUUUUUGAAUUUAUGAGGGAAAAACUAGCUAGAGGCGGUUUUUUUUUUCGGAAUUUUCUUCUUAAAAAUAUGAUUUUCAAUCUCAGAUAGAUAGAUAAAGGAUGAAAAUCGAUUUUUGCAGAAGUCCGAUCACCGACGGCCGGUGAAAGAACGCGACAGCGGCUCCGCUCGAGCGGAAUGAAGAAAAGGAGCCCGAAAAACACGUUGAUGACGUCGGAAAGCGAGUUUCUGCCGCCUGUCGACGAAAAACAUCAUGUUUAUUAAAUUCUUUGAAAUAGAUGUUCAUAGGCAAAGUCGGAAGGACGCUUUUGGGGGCAAUUGGAGCGUCCGUGAUGAAUCAAAAGUUUUCCAUUAAUUGUUCCUAAACGAGUGGCAACGGUUUCCUUUUUACUGCCUUUUUCCGUCCUUUCAUCGGCCUUCAUCCACCCUUUUUGGACCCUUCUGAGAAAUACAAUUUUUUUUAAAUUGAGAAUAAUCUUCACCAGUGGCUAUGUAUGGACCAAAAUUUUCUACAGUAAUAAUUUCGGUAAUCAUUAAUGUCCGAGACUUUCAGCACCCUUUUUGCACCCCCAAAUCUUUCUUCACCCUUCUUUGAGGCUUUUUAGCCCACCAAGAAAGAAAGACUCUAAAAAAGCCGUAAAAAAGGGACCCUUUUAGCUGCCAUUUUGCAGCCACUCCCUUUUUUCAUCCGUUUUACGCACUUCGGACUUUAGCGAGCUCGGGGAAAGUCGGAAUGGUGGAUAAUGACCGCUAUAAAGAAGAGGCUCACAAAAGGUAGCAAAAAGUGUCCCUUUAUCGAGCCUCCCAUUUUCUUCUAGAAUUUUAAAGGCUCAAGAAAUGGUGGGAAAAAAGAGAGGUAUAAUUAUAAAUUUGAUGAUGAGAGCGAAUAAGCAAGAAGUACCAGCGAAAAAUCAGAAAAAGAUUCUUUUCUUCCUCUUUGGAAGCGUAUGUAUCCUUGUUUUGAUAGUUUGUUCUAAUUUUUCUGUUUUUUCUUGUUUUUAAUCAUAAACUAGGAACUUUCAUUAUAAAACUUAUAUAGGAACUUCAAAAAAACUAGGGAAAUAUAUAUUUUUUGGUUGUUUCCACAAUAUUUUCUGUUUUUUCGUGUUUCUCAUCAUCUCAUUUGAAGAGAGCCAUCAAAAACUAAGAAUUUAUCGAGGAAAAUUCGGGUUUAAUUAGUGGUAGGAAAAAUUUAUUAAAAGUGCCUCAUAAUAUCAGAAAUAACUGAAAAGGUUCCGGUAAAGCAAAAAAAAUUGCGAUGUAUGUUGUCCAUAGAGCAACUUUGCUGCAAAACGCCCUUUUGGCGAGAACUCAAGUUUUUUUUUUCUGAUUUCGAAUGACUUUUUCUCCGAAAAUAGGAACCUCUGCACAUUUUCAAGUAGACCGUUCGAUUCGCAAUGAAAAACUAUAAAAUUUCAUUUCACACCCGGUUUUUACUGUCCCUACGCCUUUAAAGAACAGAAUAAUCUCAUUUUUCUUAACCUCAGAAGAUUCUUUUCGAAGCCCCUCGAAGCUUUCUUAGUUGCCUUUGAGCAUUUUUAUGGAAAGAAAAAUUUCAAAAAGAUGCAAGAAUGAAUUAAAAAAAGAUCAUUUGAAAGACUCUUUUCCGUUCUACAAGAGCUAAAUUUUCACCCCUUUUACCAUGUUUUUAUACGAGACGUUUUGCAGACGGUAGAGCAAAAACCGGCCAAUCAUCCCGGCCGCCGAACCUAUUCGGAAGUUGUCGUGGAGACGUUGGAAGGAGAUCGAAUCCUGGGACCGGAGUCGGAACCUUCGUCCUCAACUUCCAAUAAUACUCCUCCGCGGUCCAUUAAAAGCGCCUCUGAGCCACGAGGUUCGUUUUUAAUUGAUACAUAUUUUUUAAAAAAAAAUGAAGCGUAUUGGUAUAGUUGAUUCACGGCUAGCUUGGGAGCAAAAGGGGCGUGGCCUGUCUGCGCUCUCCAUCAACCAGGCACUAUCUCUUAUUCUGUCGUGUCAGAACCAUUGUUUCGAUGGCUCAGAAAGACGCGAAUCAGCUUUAUAGUCUCUUCAGAUUUUGAAUGUUAAAACUCCGCCCCUUUAGCUACAGUACCUUUCGCGACGAUGAUCGUUUAAUAGCGCCAUAUUUCUCGACUUUUUUUCAAGCUUUCAGACCAAAAAAGAUCAGAAAAAGUAGGGCUAUCAACACGAAAGAUACUGUAGCCCAUUUAUUUUUCAACUUGAAAAAUGUUUGACUUUUUUUUUCCCUGGAGGAUUGAUUUUUAAAAAAAGGUUCUGAAACUGUUUUUGAAUAUUCAAACUUGGAAACGCCAGAGUGGUCCCUAGAGGGGCAACGUUAGAAGCUUUUUAAGAUUCUCCUCUAUUGCCAACCCUACCACUCCUAAAGGGACCACUAGAGCUUGCAAAAGUGGCCCUUAUAUGGGGUUUUAGUGAGUGGUCACUCUAGGGACAUGCUAGUCUAUUUUAUGAACUCUGUGAGAAGAAGCUUUUCCAAGCUGAAUCUUUUUAAUUUUCAAAUUUGAAAAAAAUUUGAUAGGUCCCAUCACUUGAGCUUUAGUGGCUCAGGGGUCAGAUCCUAAACCUAAACCCCUAAAGGGUCCACUUAUAUUUUUUAAACUGUUUUUUUACUCUAUCUCCUAUAGGGACAACUCUGGCGUUCCUGAGAAAGUCAUCUGAUGAGGAAAAUCAAACUAGUUUUUCGAAAAUCCAUCAUAAAAUGCUUGUCCUCUUUCAGACAUUGAACAAGCCUCGUAUUACUAUGGAAAUCCGCUUCUGGAGAAGACGGAAGGGAUCAUGCAUUUCUACAAGUACAAGUGAGAAAUAUCGGCUCUGAAAAAGGAUUUUCUUGUAAUUCUAGCGAUGAAAAACUGGCCCAGACGGCCCAAUGUCGGAUGCUGUGCAUGAUGGCCGUUCCAGCGCAGCUUACUGUGGCUGAAAUAAUCAAUUUCAUAGGUUUUUCUUUGAAAGAAAUUCAAUAACCUAUUCUAAUCUAGGCGGCGCAAUAUCAUCGAUUGAACGGGUGAAAGUGGUCCGCGACUCGACGCCCAACCAGUAUAUGCUCAUCCUGAAGUUCAAAAGUCAUGUAAGGCAUUUUCCAGGCAUUUUUAGGGAACUAUGAAUGAAUAUCAAGGAUUGUACCCAUAAAUGGGCAAGUGAAGAACUCAAAACGGGAAGUGGGUUGACUUACAAAAAUGUUAAAAAAUUAGGUCUAACAAUAAGUUUUAACCCCAGGGAGGUAAUAAUGACAAAAGUAAAAUUAAUUUUUUACCUUUGGCUCUAAUUUUGAAGACUCGGGAGGAGGGGUCGGCGGACUUCAAAAAUGGUGUGCCCACUCUACAGAAUUCUUGCAAAAUGCAGUGCAAAACCUCUUGAAAAAAAAAAUGUGGUUUUGAAAAUUGGAGUUUACAUUACUGCUUCUUCUGACUUUUCAUAAAAAUCAUUUUUCAAACGGCUUCCAAAGCUUUUUUUGUAUAUCUUUUUUAUCUAUUUCUCAAAUCUGAAAGGGGAAACUCUUCAGAACGACACGGUGAUGUUCUACGAAGAAUUCGCCAACAAGCCGUUCAAUUCUCUGGAACCACAUCGUUGCUUUUUGCUCUUUGUCGAUCGGAUCGAAUGUGUGAGUGGAUUUUCUGUGUUUUUCCUUCGAAAAAGAAUUAACUAAUUGUAUAAAUACUCGAAAAAAAAGAAGCAAAACGACUUUUUUCAGUUUACUUCUCAGACGCACGGUUUCAAGGCUUCAUCUGAACUGUAUACUGUAAAUUUAGAUCAAAAUCGUCACUGAAGCCGCUAUAAAAUAGUGGCGAUUUAGAGGAACGAGAAUCUUUGAAAAUUGGCUGAAAACUGUACUAAAUAAGGAUUUUCAUUCUAGAGCAUCUAAAACUGAGUACAGAAUGAAUAAAAGGAUGAAACAAUUUUAAGAUUAUUUUCAAGAACAGUGAAAUCACCUUUUGUAAUGUCCACCAGAAUACAGCUGAUUCACUGCUGGCCAUCGAAAAAAAGUGGGUCCUGACACGUUAAUAGAAGAAAUAGUGCCUGAUUGUUGGAGAGCACAGACAGGCCACCCCCCUGAAUCAGCUACAUGACACUUUCCAGGCCUCGUCUGAAGACAUGUCGGAACUCUGCGCGUCGACCGCCUUGACGGAGCUUCCAACGUGUUCGGUGUGUCUGGAGCGGAUGGACGACAGCGUCCUGGCCAUCCUCUGCAACCACACCUUCCACGCCAACUGCCUCGUCCAGUGGAGCGACAACACGUUAGCUCCUUUUUCUGGCUCAAUCGAAAAUUUCAGUAAAGAAAAUAGUUUCCCAGCUUUUGGAUACAAGAAGUGAAAGGGACGUCCUCAAAACUCUCAGAGACACUUUUUUCAUCGUUUAUAGUCUGUUCAGGUUUUAAAUGUCAAGUCCUCGCUCAAGCUCCGCCCCCUAAUGGCGCGAUAAUCCAAUAAGAGAGCGAGCCAUCCACAGAGCGUUUUUGAAUGACGUCAUUCUACUUGACAUUCAAAAUCUGAACAGACUAUAAAUAAAAAUUAGAAGUUUCGGUCAGAAAAUCAAGAAAAGAAAUGGUUCUUCAGCUGCCCAGUCUGUCGAUACAUUCAAUCGCCAGAGCUGGUGGCCGAGCAGCGCUGCUCGGACUGCGGCCAGAGCAACGAUCUCUGGAUCUGCCUCAUCUGUGGAAACAUCGGAUGCGGCCGAUACGCCUUGCAACACGCUCAGAGGUUCACAAAAAAACGAAAAAUAUUUUCAUCGAUGACCUGCAGACACUGGGAGCUGACCUCGCACACGUUCAGCCUGAAGGUCGGCGGCGAAAUCGUCUGGGAUUACGCCGGCGACAAUUAUGUUCAUCGACUGAUUGAAAGUGAUACCGAUGGGAAGCUCGUCGAGUAUCAGAGAGAGAAUAAUUUGGUUAGUUUUUAAGAAAUCAGGCAAAAUACAAAGAUACUCCAAAGGUUCCUAAAAAUUAAUGUUGAAGGCCGGAAAAAAGCUUUUUUGCACCCUUUCUUUAGGGUGGCAAAAAACGUUUUAAAAAAAAUUAUCAGGGCGCGCGCUGGACAGCGCUAGUCCGACCUUAUAAAACAAAAAAUUAAAAAUUCAUUUUUUAAAUAAAGUUCAAUUGAUUGGCAGAAUCGAAAAGGGGGAACUUGGCUUCAUGCUCAUCCCAUGUAUGCCAAUGAAGGCCCCCUUCUCUUUUUGCGACAGCCUUCAAAUCUUCCGACUUUGCUAAGAAAAGGCGCAGAGCAGAAAGUAGAAUUAAAAGUAGACUUUUUCGAGAAUUUCAGCCAGAUCUCCAUCAAGUAUGAUGGAGGGUAUUAUGAAGAAGCCCCUCCUUUUUUUCUUGUUUUUUUCCCGUUUUUUUAAAAACUUUAUUCUGGAUAAAAUAUAAGAAACUGUUUGAAUUUAUCAUUCAUUUUUUCGUGUACGUACACAGAGAAGUUACUUACUUACUUACUUACUUAGAUACUUAGAUGGUCCAUCUUUGCUUUCGACCUUUUAUUGCCUUUUAUUGUCUUUCGAUCGAAGCGUGGACCACACGUUUUCCAGGAGGUCUUAUGCAAUCGGUCAUCCAGUGUUGUCGUCCUGGUUGACUGGUAUUCUUGCGAAAAAGUUCCAUCCGUGGUGUUGAACGUGUUAUAGCAUAAUUGUGGUCUGAUUAUCUUUUUUGCCUUGCCAGGGCUAAAAAAGACCGCCCGUUCUGUUAGCAGAAGCAAGCCGAACUGCGUGACCGGUGUACCGUUAGCCGCCAUAAAUGGCGUUGCCUCCCCAUCACCGCUUAGAGGUGGUACUUGAAGGGGCACAGAGAAGUUCAAUCAAACUAUUAUUGAGAAGAAAUCUUAUUUUUCAAUCAAAGUUAAGCUUUAACCAAGAAACAGCUGAAUUUUCAUAAGUUUUUGCGGUUUUUCAAGCCUUUAAAUUUAUUCAAAAAUAAUAAAAAAAUAUAAAGUCUACCCAAUCUUAGUUUGAUAAAUAGUCGAAAAUCUCGUUUUGUAGUAUCCUACUUCUAUAUUUUUUUUCCCAUUAGUAAUGAUUUUUUUUGUCAGCCUUUUUCAUCUAUGGUUCGUUCUCGUUUCUUAAUUUUUAGACAACUUUUUCAUUUUAUAACUUUUUUCAGUCGACCUCUGAUGACAAAGACGAUAAGUUGGAGGGGAUCAAACUGGAGUAUACUUUACUUUUGACCAACCAACUCGAAGAUCAGAGAAAGUAUUUCGAGGUAAAAAAAAGAAGAAGAAAAAAUAAUCACUUUGGAAAGGAUUUAGGGCCGUUUGGCAGAUGUGGAGAAAGCGAUGAAUAAAAUGGAAAAAAUGGCGUAUGCGCAGGUGAGAAAUUGAUAGAAAGGUUUACAAGAAAAGAUUCAUUGAAGGUUGAGUCGUUGGAAUCGCAGCUGGAAGGACAAGGACAGGAGAUGAAGACCCUGAAAGUCGAGCUCCAGGAGGCGGUGACGGCGAGGACGAGCUCCGAUAAAAAGCUCGCCCAGCUCAACGAAAAGCUCGGCAAGGUCACACCAAGAAUAUUUAACGAGAUAAAAACGGGGCGGUACAUUGACGACAUCGCAAAAGUGCUUAAAAGCGAUAUCGCGCCUAGCCUCGCCGGUCUUGUCAUUCUAUUGACGUCAUCUUGCUUUUGUAUCUUUGAUAUUUUAAGUUUAUUUCAGUGCGGGAGAAAGGCGAUAUCGCGCCUAGGAAAAUGCGAGAACAGAACGACAUAUUUGCGCGCCAGCGACAUCGCUUUCCUCUUGCCCCGUACCAUGCAGUUAUCUAUGGUGCAUAUCAGGGCCGCGUUUGGAAUGGAUCAAAAACAUUAUAGCCAUUUUCGUCCGCCGCCAGUUUAUCAGUUGAUAUGAGCCUCUGGUUGCAUUUAGAAUAGAUUAAGCCUUGAGAAAAAGUACAGCUCAGCUCAUAGUUCGCCGCAUUUGGAAUGGCUCAAUUCAUGUCGAUGAGAAAAAAAGAUUUAUCGCUAAAUUUCCUGGUUUUAAGGCGAAAUCCGAGCUGAAAGAUGAGCAGGACAUGAACAAAAUGCUGCGGCAAGAUCAACAAGUCUGGAAAACGCAGUUUGAAGAUCUGCAGAAAAAACAGGCGGUCAAGGAGAAGGAGUACACCGAGGUUUUAUUAAGAAAAGAGACGGAAAAAAUUAAUUGAAUUCAGAAAAUGGAGGACCUUCAAGCGCAAGUCAACGACCUUCUGCUGCAUUUUGAGACGCAGUCGAAAAUCGCGAAUCAGCUGGCCACGGGAAACGUCACCCAACAAGUCCGUUUUUGUGUGAAAAAUCGCCUUUUUCCCCCAAAAUUGUGGUUACAUUGUAAUAUUUGCUGUAAGGCUUACUCUCGUAAACGCAAAAUGGAACCGCUUCGGACGUUUCUGAGCAUUUCUAGCGGCUUCAGUACCCUUAAGUGAUCCCUAGACCAUCCAGAAACGUCCAAACCAAAGCGCUUUUUCCCCUAAAAAUGUAGGUGCAAUGCAAUAUUUGCUUCAAGGCUAACUCUCGCACCUUGUAACGCGAAAUGGAAGCGCCUCGGACGUUUUUGAGCAAGUUUAGUGACCAUUUUAGCGGCAUCAGUACCCUUAAGUGAUCCUUAGACCACCCACAAACGUCCAAACCAAAGCGCUUUUUCCCCCAAAAAUGUAGAGACAACGUAAUUUUUGCUCCAAAGCUAACUCUCGGACCUUGUAACGCAAACCGGGAGCGCCUCGGACGUUUCUGAGCAUUUCUAGUGACCAUUUCAGCGGACUGAGUACCCUUAAGUGAUCCCUAGAUCAUCCACAAACGUCCAAACCGUAGCUCGCCUGGCUUUUUUCCUCUAAAAGUUUUGGAUACAAUGUAAUAUUUGCUCUAGCGCUUAUUAUAGUCUGUUCGGAUUUUGAAUGUCAAGUCGUCUCUCAAGCUCCGCCCCUAAUGGUGCGAUAAACCAAUCAGAGAGCGAGCCAUCCACAGAGUGUUUUUGAAUGACGUCAUUGCACUUGACAUUAAAAAUCUGAACAGACUAUAUCACUAAAGUCGUUAACUCUCGGAUCUCCGUAACGCAAACCGGACACCUCAUACUUUUAUCCUUUUCAGGAGGUCGAAAGUGGACAACUUGGAGUAACUCCAGCCGCUAACAAAACUCCGCAAAGACGUCGGAGUAAUCGCAAAUCUUAA
Messenger RNA from Caenorhabditis auriculariae, 9635 nucleotides. The record is from the annotation of a GenBank genome assembly. NCBI's taxonomy places the organism in Eukaryota, Metazoa, Nematoda, Chromadorea, Rhabditida, Rhabditidae.